Haliotis rubra (blacklip abalone) is the source of this 1009-nucleotide messenger RNA. Its product is annotated as BTB/POZ domain-containing protein 6-like. The record is from RefSeq and is a predicted model, not a curated record. NCBI's taxonomy places the organism in Eukaryota, Metazoa, Mollusca, Gastropoda, Lepetellida, Haliotidae. Gene Ontology annotation, molecular function: protein binding. Bases 89 to 973 code for a protein of 294 amino acids. The transcript is spliced from 4 exons.
CGAAAAUAGGAUUACAGGUAUCCGACAGGUGAAAGUUGCUCUUGCUCUCUCUGUGUUCAAACCAUCUGUACCAGCUCAGAGCUACACGAUGUCCGUUAACAGUCAAGACUCUGGGUAUGUGGACAACUGGCAGGCAAGGAAGACUGUUACACAGUGUAAUCUGCGCAUGCUCGAAACCGAAGACUUCAGUGACGUCACCUUCCGGGUGGGAUCACAGCAACAGGUGGCCCGAGCUCACCGCUAUGUUCUUGUCAGUCGCAGCUGUGUGUUCCAUGCCAUGUUCUGCGGCCCCCUGGCGGAAAAAGGGGAGGUAACCAUUCCAGAUAUUGAGGCAGACAUCUUCAAGGAAUUCUUAAGGUAUAUGUACACAGACAAGGCCCGAAUCAACGCUGAAACAGUCACGGGACUAAUGUACACAUCCAGGAAAUACUCUCUUGAUACAUUGUACGAUCUCUGUGUAACUUUCCUGGAGGAGUCCCUCUCAGAAGACAAAGUCUGCCAGAUCCUGGAGGAGUGUCAUGGUUACGGGGAGCUGGACUUUGAACAGAAGGCCCUGAAGAUCCUGACAGAAGGAGGGGAGAGAGUCACCAAGUCUCCAGGAUUUGUGGGUCUUUGUUCUGAUUGUCUGGGGAAGUUCCUGAAAUCGGACACGCUUAACCUCAAAGAGGAAGAUAUAUUUGAAGCAGUGCUGUCCUGGACAAAGGAAAGAUGCCGGAAGGAAGGUGUGAGUGACAAGCCUGAGAACAGACGAAGACUCUUGGGUGACAUGAGAUAUGAGAUCCGGUUUACCAGCCUGCCCCUGGAGUAUCUAGUGAAGGUUGUGGGCCCAUCUGGAUUACUGACAGUGGAGGAGAGAGUUAAAAUUAUUGACAGAUCUAUUGACUCUACUGUUGACAUUUCCCCAUUUGUAGGUUUAAAGAGAAAGCAAAUGCAGGAACCUGAUAUUUGCAACUGUGUCAUGUGUGAAAUGUAGUGGGGCAGGAAAACAUGCUCUCUCGAUUCGUGUCAA